Acanthaster planci (crown-of-thorns starfish) is the source of this 2043-nucleotide messenger RNA. Its product is annotated as thiopurine S-methyltransferase-like. The record is from RefSeq and is a predicted model, not a curated record. Gene Ontology annotation, molecular function: thiopurine S-methyltransferase activity. Lineage: Eukaryota; Metazoa; Echinodermata; Asteroidea; Valvatida; Acanthasteridae.
UGCAAUCAAAUAGACUUGUGUGUGGACAAGCCAAGGUAGCGCGCACGCCGGCGCGGUGAAUGAUUGGGACCGGACGGUCGAUCGACAAAUAUGAGUUGGCAGUUUUAAACUACAGUACAGCAACUGGGAUCGUGAGCAAACGAAGACAGGGAGGCCAGCGAAAAUUGGAGUUGUUGCGGCCGUCGUUUCAUUUUUUUCGUGGAAAUUUCUCUCCAAACUUUAAGAGCUUUCACUUCGAUGGAUUGGCAGAUUAUUUGGACCCAGCAUGGCCAAAGUCAUGGAUGAUGAAUAUUGGAGGCAACGAUGGGUCAACAACCAGAUCACAUUUCAUAUGCCAAAAGUCAAUCCAACGCUGUCUAAGUAUAUGGCAAACAUGACAGCGGGGCAAGAGAAAUGCAGGAUAUUGGUACCACUUUGUGGAAAGUCAGAAGACAUGAAAUGGCUUGCUGACCAAGGCCACUCGGUAGUUGGAGUCGAACUCUCACCCUUGGCAGUUGAAGCUUUCUACAAGGAGAACAAACUGGACUUCACCUCCAGUCCCAUCGAAGGAUUAAGUGAUGCUGAUUUGUACAAGAGCAAAAAUGAAAGGAUUCAAAUUUACAAAGCAAGUCUAUUUGACUUAAGUAGAGAUAUUUUGGGAGAAUUUGACUGCAUAUGGGACCGUGGUUCACUUGUUGCUUUGCUCCGUGAGGAUAUGCAGAGAUACGUUGAGCUGAUGACGUCACUUAUGAAAACAAAGGGCCGGUGUCUUCUGGCAACAUUCGAUUAUGACCAAAGUAAAAUGAAUGGUCCUCCAUUUUCGACUCCGGCAAAAGUUGUGGAGCAACUUUAUGCUGCUGGCUGGGACAUCGAAUCGUUGGAGGUCACCGACGUGAUGAGUGACAAAUGGCGCAGCAGAGGCCUAGACACUAUGACAGGACUAACCACCCUGUUAACCAAGAAAUAACCAACGAAGCUGGUCAUGACAAGUUUCAGAGGUACUUCUCAGGCCCGUCUAUGAAGUUUUCAGUUGCAUAGUUUGACACCGCUGAGAAAUUGUCCAGAAGUAGAAACGUCUCUCCAGAGCCUCUACCAAACCUCUCUGUGUUGUGAAAUUCAUUCCGAAUUUUGUCGAUCUUUGACUAAAAUAACAUACGAUGAGCUCUGUACAGUCAUGCAUAUGAUAUAUCAGAGGAUGAACACCAACCUUAAUGGGUUUGAAUGUUAUUCAUGAACAAAUCAGAACUUUCCCAUUUGUAAUGCCCAAUUUCACAAAGAGGAAGGAAACCAAAACUGCUUAAUUGGUAUAAAAUUUGUCGACCUGAAAGUUGCAGACAACAGUUAUUAGUUAACAGGAAUAAUUGGACAAAGUACGACUUAACUGUCUUUUAAACUGUAAAGUUGACUUUAUAUACAAGUCGUAUACCUGUAUAUUUUUGGGCGUAACUGUUUUUUAAUUAAAGCUUCAUAUGUAUAUUGUGAGGUUAUACUUGUAGCUGACCUUAUCUUUCAAUUGAGUAUCACUAAGACAGCGCCUUUAAACUUGUACCUCAGUGUCUAAACUUGAUUCUUAAUAAAUUUUUAGACAAAAUGCAACUUAACUUACAGGGCCUAUUCCUGUACCAACUGUAUGUACCAACUGUACAUACCUUUUAGGUUAACCUUUGCUUUUCAGACAUUUAUUUCAUUUCUUAAGCAUCAUUUCUAUUAAUAUUCAAUAACGCUGUGCAGAUCAAAAUAGCAAAAAAUAUGAUUACACAAUAGCAAUUAUAUAAAAACUACAAUUAAAAUUGUAAUUUGAAACUACGAAACUACAUGCAAAUUACAGGUUCAACCACACGAUUAAUAAAACGUAAAAUUAUAUGUAUAAGACCUUGUUAAUUAUAACAUUUAUCAAAAAGGUACGUCUUGAUUGCACGCUUGAACUCGUUUUCAUUCGUAAUAAUAUCUUUCUACUGGUUUGGCAAAGAAUUCCACGUUGGUCCAGCAAUAACUGCCCUGUUGUUAAGUUUAUCAUACGACGGAGGAACCCGGUUGAAGACUCGAGGUAUCCUGAUUGUGUAA